Messenger RNA from Guillardia theta CCMP2712, 3609 nucleotides. RefSeq lists its product as hypothetical. Gene Ontology annotation, molecular function: nuclear export signal receptor activity; RNA binding. Gene Ontology annotation, cellular component: cytoplasm; nucleus; RNA nuclear export complex. Lineage: Eukaryota; Cryptophyceae; Pyrenomonadales; Geminigeraceae. The transcript is spliced from 30 exons. Bases 1 to 3609 code for a protein of 1202 amino acids. Gene Ontology annotation, biological process: protein export from nucleus; RNA export from nucleus. The record is from RefSeq and is a predicted model, not a curated record.
AUGAAGUUCAGCCUGUCCGCCGUGCUGAUUUUGCUACAAUUCUCGGCUCUCCGUUGCAACACGCAUCAGGUCAAACCUGCACUCUGUCAGCAGCCUCGCACCUCGACCGGUGACCUGGUGCGGUCGCCUCUGAGGUUGAGAGGAGGGAGUCAGAAUGGCGAUGUGGGAGUCGGGGAGAUCAAAUUUCAGAACAUCUUGCUGGCCUUGGAAGUGCUCCACAACCCUUCAGAGACAAAGGAGCGGAGGGACGAGGCCCUUUCCCUCUGCCAAGGGGUGAAGGAGCGGAACUCGGAGUGCAGACUUUAUGCUGAGAAGCUGAUGCUCUUCACUUUGCCCGAUCCCGUCCGGCACUUUGGUCUACAGCUCUACGAGCACUUGGUCACAGUGCGCUGGAAACAACUGCCUGCCACGAUGCGAGAAGAACUGAAAGUCAACGUAAUGACCCUCCUGUACAAUGGGACAAAGAGCAUCCAGGAAGAAUCGAACUACAUCAAGGGCAAGAUCGUGCAGGUUGUGGUGAAGAUCGCGCUGCAAGAGUGGCCGCGCAGUUGGCCGAAUCUGCUGUCUGACCUCCACUUGCUCGCUGGUGUCGGGGAGACGCAAUGCGAGCUGGCGGUUAUGGUGUGGCGAGCGCUACCUGAGGAGUUCAUGCUGUCUCCGCUGUCGAUCGUGGAACGCAAUCAAAUGAUUCAAACAUGGCGGGGGGACUUGGAGAGAGUUGUCUCGUCCCUUCGGCAACUCUUGAUUUCAACCUUCACGAGAAGGAGCCUGGACGCUCAGACAAUCAGGAUGGUGCAGGAGAUCGUCCGUUGCAUUGAGGUUCAAGUCGGUUUCACGACCUUGCAGAUGCUGGCUGAAAAGGAAUUCGACUCGCUCCUCCUCCCUCUGCUCGACAACCGCUUCCUACGUGACAGUGUGUUGGACGUUGUAUCCGCUCUGAUCAACAAGAACAACCGAGGAAUCUACUAUGACAGUCCGGAGCAAGUCUUCUUGUGGAGCAUCAUGAGGGGGAUGAUGCGGUCUUGCCACUUUGCGAUGCAGGCCAGCAGCGAAGCCGAACCGAAAAUGGACGACUAUGAGUUUCUGAAGCACAUAGCGCAGAUUUUCUGCGAAUUUGGUGUGAACUUCUGGCCGCUGCUGGAGCGGAAGGAGGCAGAGUUCGAGCAGUUCACCAGCGUCAUUCUCACCCUCUCGCACGUGAAGAGCCUCAACGUCCUGUCCUUGACACUGUCGUACUGGGGAGCAUUCAUCGAGAGGAAGAGGAGCGGGGAGAACGCGACGAGCUUGUCCAACAAGGAUGAAAUGCUGCUGUUCUCCUUCGGCAAGAUCCUUGAGAUCACCGUCGACAACGCGUUUGGGAGUAAUGGAAUGAGCAAGCUGGACGAGCAGGACUUUGUCGAGGAGGAUGAGUUUGUGCAGGCAUGGUUCAACCUUCGAUCACGCAUCCUCGACUUCGUGCGCAAGAUGUCGAUCCUCUAUCCGAGCCAGCUCUUCCUCUUCACCUCGGAGAACUGGAAGCGGACACUGAGCUUGAGAUCAAGCAUGCAACAACCAGUGGCCUCCCUAGACGGCAAGGCAGAUGCAUGGUACCGCCUGCUGGAGAAGGUAGUCGAGUCGCUCCCUCAAGAUGCGUUGGCGGCAGACAGCAGUUGCUACAAAAUGUGCGCGGAGCUGGUGGAAAGUUUGACCGACGUCAUCCCACACGCCAUAGAGGCCGUUACUUGCUCCAUCCUCCGGGUCCUCGGCAUCUUCCAACAGCUGUAUAUCAAUGCUCCGGAAUCCGUUAUCGUCCACGUCACCAAGAAGGCCAGUGGAGGAGGAAAGGAAAACUGUGAGAAGUCAUUACAAGCGCAGGUCUUGCAGCUGCUGGCGCUACCGGGCUACGUCGACAAUCAUUUUAUAAAAUCCAUCACGCUCACAAGUCCAGAAGUCAACUCAGAUCAGAACAUACAACGAACUGCCCUAGCAGUGCUUGUUAAGAUUGGCACUCAUUGUGCAUCUAAGCUCACUCCACACCUGCAAAGUCUGAUUGAAGCAGUUCAAGGCCUGGCAGAACAAAUAGAGUCAGAAGGACAGGGACAUCUGAUUGAGUUCUUGCUUCUCGUCACUACUCAACUUGACUCGCCGUAUGAAAAGUCAACCAUCAUGGGACACCUUCUGGGCCCUCUCGUCCAAGAGUGGGAAACCCUCACUAGUUUACAGGAUUAUUCCCAAAACUUCCUCUCGUUGUGCUUCGAGGCUGAGGCAACUACACUGACCGAACUCGUUGGACGUGUCUCAUUACCCCCUGCAGAGAGCGAAGGGCACUUCGCCUAUCGAGCAGAGGAGGCAGCCAAGUCUGCAAACAUCGAAGAGAAGGAGACUCUCCUGAUGACAAGGCUCAUGUCCCCUUACAUCUGGCGCUUGCUCCCGAACCUCAUGCUCGCCAUACAAGGCCUCCACAAUUUGUGGGCACCGGAGCUGAGGAGCAAGGUGCUGAGCAUGUGGAAGGGAAUCUACUUCCCCCUCGAGCUCCUCGUGUCUGUCGAUCCCAACUACAAGAAUCGAGAGAGCCAUUGCGGCACGACCGUCGUAAGCUACCUGUGUGGGUGGAUCAGGAUGCAGAGGGACUUGCUGUACGAGAUUCUGAUGAAUAUCCUCUACCUCGGCGCUGUGACUGGAAUCCACGAGCACCUUGCUGGCGACGUCAGCAUCUUGCAGCAAGCAUUUCACAACUCAAUCAACAUAGAGAACCGACACAUAAGGUCUCUGGUGAGAUCCGUCCUGUUGCCCAUCCUCAAGAGCUGCAAUUCGAGGUACCUCGAAAGGAUCUUGAGUCCCAUCCUCCCUCCUCUACUCAACCAUUUCCUGCAUCGUCUCAGCACGGCAAGUCCCGUGGGUUACGAGGCAAUCGUCUACGAGAAACCAGCAGAACAGUUCAUGGAUGAUGACGUUGUGAUGCGGGUCUUCGGAGAAGAGAUGAUUUACGUCGUUCGAGAAAACUCGCUACGGCAUCUACACCGAGACAUCUGCGACUUGGCGUUGACGAUCUGCAACAUGGCCAUGCAAAGUGCGAUGCUCGAGACAGGAGGAGGAGUGGAAAGCUCCAGCUCCAGCGUCCCAGCAGCAGAAGUUGUCUUGCGGAUGCAUGGCGCCAUGGCGGUACUGCUGAACAUCCUGUCGAAUAGUCUGGUGUGGGAAGACAGUAUGGCAGGUCUGAAAGCCAUCGAAGCUCUUCAGAGGAUGAUGCCGAAGCUCAGCGACAAUGCCAAGUACCGCGACUUCUACGUGAAACAGUGUCUUCAACAGGCGCUGCACUGCCUGAAGAAGUACACGUGCCGUAGAGCGCAGGAGAAAGGAGGCAUCACGUUGAUAGAGGGGAAAGAUGACGGAAACACGUUGGGCCCGCUGCUCGCACUGAUCACCGACAUUUAUGUCAGUUCUUCGGGGAAUCCAGCAGUACAUGAGCCCUUCAUGGUUGAGCUUGGGAUGAAUAGCGCGGAUGUUCAGGAGCUUCACUUUCUGGUCUGUGAACAAGCGAGGAACGAGAAGCAGAAACGACUGCAGAUGCGCGCCAAACUCCUCAAGUACAUCGAGCAGAAUCUCCCGAAAUUCAGAUCCACGAGAUGA